AUGGCUUGCGCAGACUGCUUCCGCGGCAACAUUCACAACGGCAAGCCCAAGGGCGAGGUUGGCCACGUCCACGGCCUUCCCACGUACAUUUCCCGGCCGCCCCAAGGCACCCCGUCGCGGGGCGUCGUCGUCGUCAUCCCAGACGCCUUUGGCUGGGAGUUUGGCAACAAUCGUCUGCUGGCGGAUACAUAUGCCGAAAAGGGCGGCUUUACCGUCUAUCUCCCCGACUUUAUGAAUGGUAUGUUGUCAUACAUACAAACCGCCCGCUGUGUCACCGUGGCUGACUGGGACAAAGGCCAUGCGGCUCCCCUGCGAAUGUUUGAUCAUGGCCGCGCCUUUUCGACCUCGCCCAACAUCCUGACCAAAAUCUACCACCUCUUUUGGGCCGUCCUCGACGUCAUCCCCUUCUUCUACCACUGCAACCCCAGCAGCACCUUCCCCGUCGUCAAGGGCUUCUUCACGCAGCUGCGCAAGGACGAGGGCGCGACGCAGUCGGUCGGCGCCGCGGGCUUCUGCUGGGGCGGCAAGCACGUCGUGUUGCUGAGCCAGGGCCACGCCGCCGUCGACGGCCGGCCGCUGCUCGACGCCGGCUUCACGGCGCACCCGAGCAUGCUGCGCAUCCCGAGCGACAUUGCCAAGAUCCGGCGCCCCGUCUCGUUUGCCCUCGCCGCCAAGGACGACCAGAUCCCCGCGGCCAAGGCGGCGCGCCUCAAGGCGCUCGUCGAGGCCCUGCCGGCGCCCGCGACCGGCGAGGCGUACGUCUUUGAGCGGACCGGCCACGGCUUCGCGGUCCGCGCCGACUUGGCUGAGGAUGAUGUGGCGGCGCAGGCGGCGAGGGCUGAGGACCAAUGCAUUGACUGGUUCAACAAGCACUUUUAA
Cordyceps militaris CM01 is the source of this 879-nucleotide messenger RNA. Its product is annotated as Dienelactone hydrolase. The record is from RefSeq and is a predicted model, not a curated record. Gene Ontology annotation, molecular function: hydrolase activity. The coding region runs from base 1 to 879 and encodes 292 amino acids. The transcript has 2 exons. Lineage: Eukaryota; Fungi; Ascomycota; Sordariomycetes; Hypocreales; Cordycipitaceae.